Messenger RNA from Periconia digitata, 399 nucleotides. The record is from the annotation of a GenBank genome assembly. Lineage: Eukaryota; Fungi; Ascomycota; Dothideomycetes; Pleosporales; Periconiaceae.
CCGGUGUGACACGCAUCUAGCGCUUUUGCGAUGGAGAGAACGUGCGUAAAGGUCGCCCAGACUGCCUAGGUCGCAGUACUCUAUGUACAGCUCACCGACGGGUUGGUUGUCUUGGCAAGUCAGAUACUCGUGGAGCUGGAUGAUGUUGGGAAGCCCUUCCACCUUUUUCAACAUACUUGCUUCGACUACUCCGAAAUCUGGAGGGUUCUUUUUGCAGAUCAGCUUGAUUCCUGUGUGUGGGUCUUCAACGAGGGAGAUGCCUUGAUUUUGUGAUCCACCUAAUUUGCUUCCGAAAUCUUCCAAUAGGAUAUAUCUGCAUUGGGUUUGGGAUGCCAUAUUCUUGUCGCGUGGAAUUGUCAUAAAUUGUCUGAGCUUCUCUUGAUAAGGUGUCGGGGGUCU